GCGACGGUCUCGAGAGACCUAAAGCCAGCUUCCUUUCUCUGCUGGACUCUGCCUUUAGCUCCGUCACCUAUCGAAGCCAGUGGACAGCCUGGCCUCCUCCACAGUUCUAUAGACUGUGCUUUUAGACUCAGCCCCAGGCUGUAGCGGGGCAGAUAGGUCUCUUUUUUGAGUCACGUGCCCUUCAAACUGGUCUCUAUAGCAACCGCUUGACAGUGGUCCGUCGGCCUCAAUCACCCCGGAAAGGGCGGAAACUCGGCCCGGAGGUUCCGGGAAAUGUAAUCUGGAAGUGGAGGUGCAGACAGGAUCGGGCGGAUGGAGGAGGGGCGGGGUUGGGAAAUAACUAACUCACUUCUGCCUCAGGCGAGGAAGCGGAGAUCUAAGGAAUUGUGGUGAUGACUUCGGGCCCUAUUGGGCGUCCUUGAAGAGCAAUCUAAAGGGAAUAUUUUUGAGGCGUACUCCCGUCUGUUUUUUUUUUUCCUUCUAAAAUUUGAACAAGUACAAAUGGCUGUGGAAUCUAGAGAGGCUGUAGCCCUGGAUGCCCAGAAUCCUACCGGAAAAGAGAGACUUCAGGUAGUAAACAUGGAGGAGGAAGAGGAUUACUUAUGGGGAGAAAAAGGUAGCCAGAAGAGGAACAGCCAUUCCAUUCAGGAGAUCUUCCGCCUGCGUUUUAGGCAGUUUGGCUAUUAUGACACACCUGGACCCCGAGAGGCUCUGAACAAACUCUGGGAACUUUGUCAUCAGUGGCUAAGACCAGAGAUACAUACAAAAGAGCAGAUUCUAGAGCUGCUCGUGCUGGAACAGUUCCUGACCAUUUUGCCAGAGGACCUGCAGACUUGGGUGAGAGAUCAGCAUCCAGAAAGUGGAGAGGAGGUGGUUACUGUGCUGGAAGAUUUGGAGAGAGAACUUCUUGAACCAGGACAACAGGCGGGAAAGAUUGUAUCCAGUACUCCCAGAGAGGCAGGGGCUUGGGAGAAGAUGGCACCUUUAGGAACAGCACAGGAUGCACUAAAUGUCCAGCUUCAGCCUAUGAACAUCCAGAUCAAGUGUGGGUCUCCAGAGUCUCAAUUCCUACAAGAAAGAGAUUUUGAGACUAGUACCAAGUGGUCCCUUCCAAAGCAGGAACAUUCUGAAGAUGUAGAGUCACAGGAAGGGAUAUCUGGAAGAUUCCCAAUGGGUGUUUCUCAGAGAACCAAGAUUGAAGAAGUCUAUGAAUGUGAAGGCUCUUUAGAUGAGCAACAAGAAAACAACAUGGAGAAAGUUGAUGGAUCCCUUUCUCAGGAGGGCAUUAUGCUAGUGACCAUCCCUUCUGAAAAAACUUCCUUAGGAGAAAAUGGUGAUGAAUAUGAGAGUCUGAGUAGUUGCCAUUUGAGCUCAGACCUGGUUACACAACAUAGAAUAGAUAAACCCUAUAUGUCUAAUACAAAUGACCAAAACUCUAGACAGAAUUCAUCUUCUAGUGUACAUCAAAGAGAUCAGACUGUCAAGAAACCAUUUGAAUGUAAUGAAUGUGAGAAAACCUUUAAGCAGAACUCAGAACUUCGAAAACAUCAGAAAUGUCAUAUGGGAGUGAAACCCCACAAAUGUACUCAGUGUGGGAAAGCAUUUGGCCGUGGUUCUGAUCUUAGGAAACAUCAAAGAAUUCAUACAGGAGAGAAACCCUAUUCAUGUAGUGAAUGUGGGAAAGCUUUUAGGGGGAGCUCAGACCUUAUUCAGCAUCAAAGAAUUCAUACUGGAGAUAAACCCUAUCAUUGUAGGGAAUGUGGGAAAGCCUUCAAUCAGACCUCUUCCCUUAUUCAGCAUCAGAGAAUUCAUACUGGAGAGAAACCCUAUGAGUGUAAUGAAUGUGGAAGAGCCUUCAAUCAAAGUUCAGCUCUUACUCAACAUCAGAGAAUUCAUACUGGCGAGAAGCCCUAUUCAUGUAAAGAAUGUGGGAAACCUUUUAGGCAUUGGUCUGGCCUUAUGACACAUCGAAGAGUGCACACCAAACUUUGACCCUAUGCAUAUUCUGAAUAUGAAAAAUCUUCAGACAACUUUGUAACUUUUAUUAAGUCUCAGAAAACACAUACUGGGAUCAUAAUCCCAUAUAGUGAUUAUGAGCUCUUCAAGGGCAGGACCUAUGUUUGUCUUAUUCGGUUUGGUCCUUGCCAGAGUGCCAUGUGCCUAUGAGAAAUAAGGUUUAUUUUGUGAUAGGUUAAUCUAAGUAAUGAAUGGGGAGGGGGAAACAUUAUUUACCUCCUUUUACUUCUUAGGAAACUCAAGGAAUAUGAAAUAAAUGGGAAUGUAAUAUCUUGAGAUGGAGUUUAGCUACUCCAAGAAACUGGAUUGGACACAGCGAUUUUGCUUUACCCUUUUUGCCAAGUCCAGGAGUCCCUAUAUUUGUUGUCAGUUGUCAUUGAGAUCAGGGUGACGUAGAUAUUGUUGGAAGACUCUCCCUCUGAGUAUGAUCAUUCCCUCCCUCCUCCCUGGCCUCCAGUAGCAUUUAUCUCUGAGGAACAGAAUUACAUGAGGAGAGUGAUUCCAGUAUUUUUUUUUCCCAUGGGAAUAAAUGAUCAUAGUCUUCAUGUCUCUGAAGAGGUUUGAUGGGGUGGGGGGGGGGCGGGCGGUAUGGUUAUUAGUAUGUCAGGAAAGAAAGAAAAUAGACACACUUGUGUAGUUUUUUGUUAUAUGGCAUGUAAGGCACUUACCAUAAUUUUUGUAAAUAAUUAUCUUGUAAAAGGGAAGGGUAUGUGGAUUUUGCUAUUUCACAGGUAAAAUUAAUCUCCCAAGAAAAAGGGAGGCUGUACUUCAGGGGAUUAGAUGAGGUUUGGGAGCUCAGAGCCCCAUCCUCAGGAUGUACAGUAUAGGCAAGUAAGUCCUCUGAGAUGAAUUGGGGACAGCUUUUCAAGAAGCUGUCCAAACCAAAAGCCAUUGGACCUGAGAAUUAUAAAGUGACAAUGAUAGGGUUUCACAAAGAUUGUAACUCCUAUCCCAAAGAUGGGAGUGGGCCUUGAGCCAGGUAGAAAGGAUGUUCAACAUAUUGAUCCCUCCUGUCCCCACACCUUCCCCUAGUCAGAAGUUACCUUGAAGUAUGACUAAACUCAGGCCUUAUGGUCCCUGUCCUGAAGAGUAUACCCUUCUGUUUUCCUGGCCCAGUGGGACAUCUCACUUCUUUACUACUUUCUUUAGGCAAGGGUGGUUGAAAUACUUCCUGUUUCCUCUCAGGUCAGUGCUAAAAAGCCAGGAUUUGGUAUUGGAGUCACUGGCUCAAUUCCUGGACUAGGAAUUUUGCCUAUAGACAUUCUGGACCCUUCUGAUCCCUGAGAAGAACAGAGAAGAUGCUGUCUUGCUUCUCUGCCCCUGGAAGUCUCAUUUUUCCAUGUUGCUGUGGGUUUGGCUUGAACGAUUUCAUUUUUCAUCUUAUUUGUGUCUUCGUAGACUUUUCUAAUCAGAGCCCUGAAAGAUAUUGCUACUGAGGAAAGGAGUGUGGGUAUGCUGUGUGCAUAUAUGUGUGUUUUUUUGCUGGCCACUCAGUAUUUUUGUUCCUCUUUCCAUUGCCUAUCAUAAAAACUUACCCUUAUUCCUACAUGGGUAGAAUAGAAAGCCUUUUCUUGAGACCUUAUUUUUGAAAACAUGAAUUGUCUCAACGUCAGAAUCUUUUGCCAUUGUUCAAUCAGUCUGCAGUAGGCAAAGUAAGAAGGAUGUGGCCCUGGGAAUUGGAAGGUGGGUGCUUUGGUAACCACACCAGUGGGCUUACCUUGGAUAUACUACCUAGCUCAGUGAUGUAGCACUAUCAUGUUCACAGUGGCAACUAAUUCUGUUCUUGGGUUUGGGGAGUGGACAUGGGGAAAGCACCCUUCCACUGACUGGGGAAAUAGCGUCAUAAUCACUUUGUGAUGGAAUGGUCAGCAGUUUCUAGAUUUAUAAAUAUAUCUUUUUAGACCAAUUGGACCACAUUAUUAGUACUUGUCCACAAUGUGAAAAUAAUAAGCAUAGGACCAAAGGAAAAAAAAACUAAGUAAGAGUUAUGGCCCAAUCCAUAGUUGUUUUGGAAUUAGAAGGAAGCAUCAUAGAAGGUUUUGCUGGGGAGAGGAGUUGGUGGCAUUUGGAGUCUAUCGGGAGGCCUGAGGUCUGGGGAUUAGGAUGGGAGGUAGACUGUCCUUGGCUUUUAGAUACUAGGUCAACCAAGUCUCCUAAGGCAUUUGAUUUUCUGUGAAGAUAAGAGAUGAGACAUUAAGAGAUUGAGAGCUAUUAAGGAAUUCAUAAGUCAGAUUCACUGAGCCUAAGAUUUUGGUACCUCAGUAAUUUAUCCCACUCAUACUUGAAUGAGAAUCCUCAACAGAGUAGCCAUGACAUGCCUUUUGAGAACCUCUAGUGAGAGAGACCCCAUUACCUUCACCCCCCCCCCCCCUUUUUUUUGUAUGGCUCUAAUGUUAGGAAGUUUUUACUGACAUAAAAUAUAAAUCUGUCUGCAGAUUCUGCCUCUUGCUCAUCAUUCUGCCCCUGGGGCCAAACUGAUUAAAUCUAAUCCUUCCACAUGAAAGGCCUUUCAGGUACUUGAAGACAGUUAUUAUGUUUCUUCAACUGCUGACAGGGGUGUUUUCUCCAGUCUUCAGUCUUGGGUGCCCUCUUGUGGACGUGCCACAUCUUGUCUAUGUCUUCACAACCCAAUGAGUCUCUGUCUCAGCAGAGGAAGUGAGCUUAGGUUGGCAAGACUUCAUUCUGUAUAAGGCUAUGCUGGUGCCUAGAAUUGAACAUAAUACUCCAGAUGUGGUCCAACUAGAGCUGAGUGCAACAGAGCCUUUACUCUCUUGACUGCUGCUGGUGUCAUAAGUGAAGCUUAGUAGAGCAUUGGCUUUUUGACUGCUGUCACAGUGCUGACUCUUAUGAACUUGUGGUCCAUUGGAACCUACAGAUUUUUGUGUGUGUAAAUUAUUUCCUCUCCUCCCUUCAUCUCAUUUGAUUCAAGUCAUUGUUAUCUUGUCAGAGGUCUUUUUGUAAACUAACUGAUCACCCAACAGGCCAGCUGUUCCUCUGCCAUCUACAACUUUGACAAACAUGCCCUCUAUGUCUUGUUGAUGAAAUAUUGACAAUAGUGUUGAACAGUUUAAGGCCAAGGAUAGAUGGUGGAGACAGUCCACUGGAGAGCCUCUUUCGAGUUGAUGCUUCAUUAGUGACUACUCUUUGGGCUGGUCAGAUCCCCGUUGUCCAUAGCUCUCUGUCUUGUCUCCAAAGAUAAUGUGAGAACCACUGUUACAUGCUUUGUUCAAAUCUAGCAGUUCCAUUUUAACUGCAUCCACCUCAUUCCCUUGAUCUACCAGUCUUGCCUUCAAUAGAGGUAAUGUAUUUAGACUGGCAAGUUUCUAUUCUUAUUAAAACAAACAAACAAACAAAACCCUUACCUUCUGUCCUAGAAUCGAUACUAAGUAUCAAUUUUAUGGCAGUAGCACAGUAGGGGCUAAGUGAUUUUCCCAGGAUCACACAGCUAGGAAAAGUCCAAGACCUGAUUUGAAUCCAUAUCCUCCCUGGUUCAGGCCUGGCACUCUAUCUGCUGUGCUCCCUAGCUGCCCCUUCAUUCUUUAUUCUUAUUAUCCUUAUAUCUUUUUAAUAGUUUUUGAAUAUUAUUAGGAAAAAAGUCAAGCUCUCUGUCCUGCUUUUGCAGACUCCAAUUUCAUUUUUCUUUUUGAAAAUUAGGAAUAUUUGCUCCUAUGACACUCAGAAUUUUAAUAGGUGGCAGCUCUGAAGGAGGAUGAAGCUUAGGCAAUUUAUGAAACAUUGUUAUGGAAAUUUAGGGUAAAUUGUAGCAAAAGUGUUAAGGUUUGUAUGGGUCAAAAUGAUUUUUGCUACAGUGAAGCUUGACAGGAGAGUGUGGGCAGGUCAGAUGGAUAGACUCAGUCAGAGUUAUGGUCCCAUGUGGGCUUCAUUGCCCUCACCAUUUUGAGUCACACAAUGGUAGCAUGGUGGGUGGUGACCUGGACAAAGAGUGGGUUUUGGGCUCUGGUCAAAAGUAUAGCACCUAGGGGGCACCUACGUGGCUCAGUGGAUUGAGAGCCAGGUCCAGAGAUGGGAAAUUCUGGGUUCAAAUUUGGCUGCAGACACUUCCUAGCUAUGUGACAAUGGGCAAGUCACUUGACCUCCAUUGCCUAGCCCAAUGAUGGUGAACCUUUUAGAGACUGAGUGCCUAAACUGCAACCUUCAUGCCACAUGUGAGACGCCCCUGCCCUACCCCAGAUAGGGGAAGGAGGAAGUACUCCCAUUGGUCUGUUGGGCAGAGGAGUGGGUGAUGAGAGGUAUGAGUGGAGAGGGGGAGGGGAGCAGUCCCUUCCUGCAUGCAUGCCAUAGGUUUGCCAACUUGAGCCUAGCCCUUACUGUUCUGCCAAUACACAGUAUUGAUUCUAGGAUGGAAGGUAAGGAUUUUAAAAAAAUUAAAAAAAAAAGCAUAGCACCUAUAGGGGCUUGGGUUUUCAGAUAAAGUGCUUGCUGUGGCAAUUGUCACAUUGCUGGUGAGGUGAUAGGGACAGGAACAUGGACCAGCAGCCAAAGUAGGGUUUCUAAAAAUUAACCAGGAAGGGCCAACUCAGGAUAAAGAAGGAAUUCUGGCUGUUUUGCAUCAGCAAGUUUGUGGGAGAGUUUCUGCAGCCAGUUCUAACUAGAACUGUGUGUGGUUAAGGUUUAACCUUACCCAGAAUUGUGUAACAGUCAACAUGCCUGGGAGAGUGGGGCCAUAGAGUCUGUUGGCCAUUCAGUUCUCUCCAAAAAAGUGAAGAAAAGUUGUAUGAGCAAAUCUCAGAAUUAUUGAUGCAGUAGAGACUGCAUAUCACUAGAUUCCACUGGAUGUCAACAAGAACCAAUCCCAGAUUCAAUUCACACUAUCCAUGGUUUUUUAAUUAUAACAUGAUUUUAAUAAAUAGGUAAAAAAAACCAAAACUUCGUUUAUCCAGGAACACCAGUUUGAAUUGCACAGUUUUCUACCUAAGAUGGAAAAGAAGGACUGAGUUUGAAUUAUAUAAAAAAAUUAAGAGAAACUGGACUUCAUUCCAAGACCAAGAAGUUCUCUUUUGCUAAAUUUCAUAUACUGUGUAAGACUUUCCUCUAAAGACAGGCAUUUGGAACCCUGACACCGGUUAUAAGAAUUUAAAGAGAAAGCCCUCUUUAAAGGACUUUGAUAUGCACAUCAACCCAGAAACAGAACUUCAACAGGUGGAAGAGCAUCUGAUUUGGACCAUGUUAUAAGCUUGUGCAUUUCCAAAGAUUAGAAGAGCCACUCAAGGUCCAGUAACUGGCAGAAGAGCUGCAAGCAGUCAAGGCCGGUGAGGAAGCAGCCCUGACAUGUAAUACCCUAGUUGGCCUAGCCCAACAGUGAAUUGACCUGGCAGCAAAUAAGGGAAUGACUUGCCUACUGGCUGUCACACCUAGAAGUGAACUUGAUGGGGGGAAUGAUGUUAGUCACAUCAUAACAUCUGAGUUUCCUUUCCCUAUAGAUCAUGGUGCUAAAAGAGAAAGAGAGCACUCCUAGUUUCAGAAUGUACCUAUUUCUGCUGUUGCACUAAAUAUCUCAUAAUAAAAGCUAUUCGUUGUUAACUAGUUAAUUGAUUUUAAGGAAAUCUCAACUGAUAUUGAGGAGAGACCAGCUGGUUAGAAGAUACUGGGUACAGUAAUCCCUGACUAGAUGACAUUGGAGAAACAUUAACUGGCAUGCCAGGAAUACAGAGAUGAUACGUUGGACAGUGGCUCCUGAGCCAGUAUUAAUAGAGAAACAACCACUGAGCAUCCCAGGGUUACUCUGAGGCAAAUUGUAACUUUACUCUGGAGACCUCGCUGCUAGUGGAGCUAGUAGAGAGCUUAUGUUUGGUAAGCUGCCUUUCUAGCCUUAUUUCAUAUCUAGCCAAACCAGACUACCUGAACUUCAUAAACUCUUUUGUGCUUUUUAUCAGCCCCUUUUAUAGAAGACAGCCUGGGCUUCAGUGACAUUUGUUCUGGAGUUAAUAACCUGUGGCAGGGACCUUAGAUUGUGGGAAGAUGUGGCUUAGAGAAGCCCAGAUCCCCAUCGGUCCCACCAAUUAAACCGUGACCUUAAAUACCAGUGAUGUGUUGGCCCCCCACUGAGAGAACACGCGAUCGAGUUUCAUGCUACAAUGUGGCCACUUACAUUUUGGCUGUUGUAGUCCUUCUGGUAACAAUGGCCUGUGUCGUUCCCACUGAGAACUCAUUUGAUGUCCUUCAGCACAAUUUCCCUCAGAUCAUAUCUUCCUAUUAGACUCUGAAAUUCUGGCCUAUGGUUUAUAUUUCACUUUUGUUUUUCAUUUAUAAGUUUAUUGUAAAUAAAAAAAACAAAACAAUGCAGCACUCACAUGCGGUAAUAGUCCUUUAUAGAAACAAGAACAAUUCCGUUCAAAAUAUCUCACCAGGCUGAUAAUCACGAAGGAUGGGGUGGGGUUGAAGUUGGGAACUCAGUUAAACUGAGUAUAGACAACUUGUACAGUUAAACAGCAUAGGCCAGGGAAAGGGGAGAGAGAAGAAAACAGAUGGGAAACCUUGGUUUGUAACAUUUUUUUAAAAAACCCUUUCCUUCCAUCUUAGAUUGAUAUUGAUUUGAAUACAGAAGAAGGGUAAGGGCUAGGCAGUUGUGGGGUUAAGUAACCUGCCUGUGGCCACAUAGCUAGGGGUCCUUAACUCUUUUUUUUAAACCCCUUUCUUCCCUCUUAGAAUCAAUACUGUGUAUUGGAGUGAUGAGGGUUAGGCAAUGGGGAUUAAGUGACUUGCCCAGGAUCACACAGUUGGAAAGGUCAUAUUUGAACCCAGGAUCCCUCAUCUCUAGGCCUGGCUCCACUAAGCCACCUGGUAGCUUUCAGUCCUUAACUUGUAAAAAAUGUUACUUAAGUACUAGUGGCUCCUGAGAUUCUUGUCUAUAGUCAUAAUGAAUAAAGCUGUAGCUAAAUGGAAAGUCAAAUUCUAUUCAUAAGGCAUUAAUGUUUGUACCAUAAUAUUGAUAAUCUCUCAGAGAAAGGAAGAGAAACUACAGAUAAACUUGGACCAGAAAAGGGAUUGGUUCGUUCCAAAGUAGUCCUGGCUCUUCUUGAGAUGGUGUUUUGUGUUUUUUAUUUGCUGCAUCUUUUGUUCUGUUUGAAAAGAAAAUAUUAAAAAAUUAACUAUGGAAUUCAUUAUUGUUCCUCUUAUUUAUGUUAUAUGGCCUUUGUGGUUCAUGGCAAAACUUGAUAGGUUUAAGACUGGGAGCCCAGUGGGUUCACAUGUGUGGUGGUAGUUCCAGCAGUCAAGAGUGCUCUAGAGGGCCACCAUGUCUCAGGAUUGCCUCUUUGUAGCUCUAAUAGCGACAACAGUUUGGAGCACUGGUUAGUAUUACUUUAGUCUGGUCCCAGCACCAGUUCUGCACCUGAGUUCAAAGGUACCAAUGUGAGUCUUACUGGCAUGAUUAAACGUUUCUGAAGUAUCUUGCCCAAAUACAUACCAAUCUUAACCACCACGGCCAUCUGAAUUUUAACAAAGCAAGUUACACUGAUGUGAUCCAGGAGACAGAAACACACAUUUACAGUGGCUAAGAAGAUGACCAGAGCACUGGGCUUGGAGUUACAAAGACUUGAGUUUGAAUCUCAACACGCAUUCUUGUUAACUAUGUGAGCCAGGGCAAGGCAUUGUUUAACUUUUUUCUGGAUCAAUUUCUUUUUCUGCAAAAUGAAAAAAAAAUAGCAUUUACCUUACAGAGGUUAUUGUGAGGAUCAAAUGAGAUAAUACAUACAAAGUGCUUUGUAAAACUUAAACUGAUACAUAAAUGUUAGUAGCUAUUAUACAUAUGGAUGUAUAAUGUAUAAAUAAACACAUUUUUAUAGUGA
This is a messenger RNA of Monodelphis domestica (gray short-tailed opossum), 9824 nucleotides long. NCBI's taxonomy places the organism in Eukaryota, Metazoa, Chordata, Mammalia, Didelphimorphia, Didelphidae. The record is from RefSeq and is a predicted model, not a curated record.